Molecule: messenger RNA, 3200 nt
Organism: Anopheles stephensi (Asian malaria mosquito)
Lineage: Eukaryota; Metazoa; Arthropoda; Insecta; Diptera; Culicidae
Gene: Ir76b
Product: glutamate receptor ionotropic, delta-1
Exons: 6
Coding region: 286-2163 (625 amino acids)
Cellular component (GO): membrane
Molecular function (GO): glutamate-gated receptor activity
Source: RefSeq, a predicted model, not a curated record
ACGAGUGCGAACACGCCAAACUCACACGCCCAGUCCGUCGCCCAACAGUCCUGGAAAGUGCUGGGCUGUUUUAGCUUUCCAGGACUAGUGUGUCACAUACCAGCCAGAAUCAACCGAACCGUCCAGCUAGUGGGCCCAUUUCACCGUGUUGCGUUUGUUUCCUUCGGUCGCGUUCGCUUGGCGCUUGUUGACCGUGCUGUACGUAAAGCUGCACCCCGAUCCCGGCAAUACGGAGCUGACCCGGUGAAAAAAACAUGUGCCAUACAACUGUGCCGACACGUUACGAUGCGUUUCAUUAAACUGAAAAGCAGAGUGGACUGUUGCGAACGAAGGCAUGUGGCGGGGACGGGUCAUCGGUGCUGGAUCGUUGGCAUUACGCCGACGGUCCCAGUGAUCUUGGUGCUGCUGGUGGCGGCUGUGUCUCGUCCGGUGGCCAACGCUCAGGGCAUUGUGCCGGUCGAAGGAGAUGGUAAUGAGACGGCGGAGUACUACCAUCUCGAGAUGGGUGCCAGUGCGGAGGUGAAGGAACGCGAACUGCAGGAACUGCGCCAGAGGCUGGCCGGUACAACAUUGCGUGUCACUACACUUCAGGACUGGCCCCUCAGCUACACGGUCAAAAUCAACGGCACGUACGUCGGUGCCGGUGUUGCCUUCGAUCUGCUCGAAUUUCUGAUGGAAAAGUUCAACUUCACGUACGAGCUGGUCAUGCCGGAGCAAAACAUUGUCGGCUCGUCGAACGACAUGGCCGGCAGCGUGCUGCAGCUCCUAUCGAACGGAUCGGCCGAUAUCGCGGUCGCCUUUCUACCGAUACUGGCCGACGCCCGGCAGCACAUCCGCUACUCGACCGGGCUAGACGAGGGCGAAUGGAUCAUGAUCAUGGUGCGGCCGAUGGAGUCGGCCAGCGGAUCCGGUCUACUCGCACCGUUCAAUCGGGACGUUUGGAUAUUGAUUCUGCUCUCCCUGCUAGCGGUCGGUCCGAUCAUCUACGGUUUGCUGAUACUACGCCACCGGCUCACCAAGGACAAGGAGCAGGUCAUCUACAGCUUACCACACUGCGUCUGGUUCGUGUACGGUGCGCUGAUGAAGCAGGGCAGCACCCUAUCCCCCACCGGAGAUUCUACCCGCAUUCUGUUCGCAAGCUGGUGGAUAUUCAUCACGAUCCUUACAUCGUUCUACACGGCCAAUCUGACCGCCUUCCUAACGCUGUCCAAGUUUACGCUCCCCAUCAACAACGCGGAGGACGUGCGGCGGAAGGAGAAACAGUUCGUAACGAUCCGGGGCAGUGCCGUAGAGUACGCCAUCAAAAAUCGCGACGAAACAUUGAACGCCCUGAGCGUGCUGGUCGACAAGCGGCUGGUGGACUUCACCACCAACGUAAAUGACAGUGACACGCUGGCGGACAAGGUGGCCAAACAGAACUACGUGUUCGUCCGUGACCGGCCCGCCAUCGACCACAUGAUCUACGCGGACUAUCUGGUAAGGCGCAAGAUCAACACGCUUAUCGAACGGUUGCACUGUCCGUACGCCACUGCCACCACGCCGUUCCUGAAGCGGAACCGUGCCUUCGGCUAUCCACUCACCACCGAAUGGAAUCGUAUCUUCGAUCCGGAGUUGCUUAAAAUGGUGGAGGGUGGCAUCGUCAAGUACAAGCUGCACGAUCGCCUCCCGAAGGCCGAAAUCUGUCCCCAGAACCUGGGCGGCACCGAGCGUCAGCUAAAGAACCGCGAUCUCGUCAUGACGUACUUCGUCAUGGUGACCGGGUUCGUCACCUCGAUCGUAGUGUUCGUCACCGAGCUCGGUUUCCGCUAUCUGAACCAGCGCAAGCUGCACGAUCAACUACAGCAGCAGCAGCUGCAGCAACCGUCCAAAAAGUUCCCCACCGAGCGCAUCUCCUAUCUGGGCAAACAGUUUGCGGCCGGUGAUUCACCACCGCCACCGUACGCCGAAAUCUUUAGCCGCCAUCAGCUCGGUGUGCUGGGAAGCGAACGGACCGGGAAGCUGUUCGAUGACGGCAGCCACGUUGGCAACGGCGGUACCGGCAACAGGCAGAUGAUUAACGGGCGGGAUUAUAUGGUGGUGCGGGAGAAGAAUGGACUGGGCUCGCGGUUGAUACCGAUGCGUGCCCCGUCGGCGGCCAUCUUUCACUACACGUAUGCCAAUUGAGCGUUGUCCUUUGAAAGGCGCCUUCGCGGAGGGAGUUGUGCCAGAAAGUAUUAUUAUUAUUGCAUUUCGUUUUAAAUUCUUUACUUAAGCGGGUGAAUGUAUGCGUGUGCGUGUGUGUGUGUGGGGGGGUUCUGAAGCUUAUUUUUUUGAAAAUUCCUUGAUUAACUUCUGAACCACAAGUGAUGCAAUGUGCAAUAUUCCGCCUGUACUUUCCCCAAGUUUCUUUAAACACAAUUUUACCUAAAUAAUAUAAACAAGACACUUACCCAUUUACAUCACAUUACGCACCUUCGUGUGAAAAAAGCGCACCAGCAAACGAUGGCAAAACAGCAGAAAACUAGCGAAGGUUUUCCGGCACCGUGUGUUCGCAAUCGCAAUAUUGGUUUGCAUAUUUUGAAGUGGCACAGCAGUUUGUUACAAAAAGGUACAACGAAUAUCUUAUAUCUAUAUCCCCAAGCUGCAUCAACCUCUUGCAUAUGUAUCAAAAAGGAUACCAAAAAUACAAAAAAAAAAUCUUAUUUGGGUUGGGGUCGUAGUGCAAACAGUUUAUCUGAGAAUGGUUAGCAUUUGCUCCGGAGUACAACACACUAUGCAUCAGAAUGACAUUCAAUACCUUUAAGCAUGUUUGAAAUUGAUUAUAUUAAACAAAAUUAAACAUUACACAUAUAUACAACCAACGAAUGAGUAGAUUUUGGAUGAGGUGAGAGAAUAUAAUAGAAACGGUGCGGAAAGUGACGGUGAAGGAAUAAUGCAUAAUGUAUUGCUAGACGUUGAUGAACAACUCUUCAUUUCUUUCGAUCUUUACUCCCUUUUCCACACAACCAUGCACACACAUACGCACACCAGAAAGGCAGUAUUAUAUGAUCCUAUACCAAAAAUAUUCACCAAAAAAAAACGAGAAAAAUUAAAUUUAAAAACCUUUUUGCCUAUCUUCUAUUUGUACUCUACCACUAAAGAAGUGUUAUGUGUUAUUGAUUUAAAAAAAAGUAAGUCUCACAAUAAAGUUCAUUUUCAUUCGAUUGUCCUUCUAUCAAAAA